This is a messenger RNA of Trichoderma harzianum CBS 226.95, 1614 nucleotides long. RefSeq lists its product as hypothetical. Gene Ontology annotation, biological process: transmembrane transport. Gene Ontology annotation, molecular function: transmembrane transporter activity. Bases 1 to 1587 code for a protein of 528 amino acids. The transcript has 2 exons. The record is from RefSeq and is a predicted model, not a curated record. Lineage: Eukaryota; Fungi; Ascomycota; Sordariomycetes; Hypocreales; Hypocreaceae.
AUGGCAUCUCUUGACUCAAAGGGCGACGUCGCUUCGGAGCAAAGACAUGCUUCAUUGGCAGUGGUAAAUACAAUCGACGAGAAAGACUCUAGUGACCAAAGAAUCAGCGACAAAGAGAUGGGUUCAAGCGUGGAAACUCCGACCUCGCAAGACGCCGAGCUUGAUAACUCGGAAUAUCCCACGGGUUCUCGUCUCGUCGCCAUCAUCACUGCGCUUGCGCUCGCCAUCUUUCUCGUCUCCCUCGAUCUGACAAUUGUCGCGACUGCAAUCCCCAAAAUCACUGACCAGUUCAACGGGCUCUCGGAUAUUGCCUGGUACAGCUCCGCCUUCUUCAUGACCAUGGGCGGCUUUCAGAGCGCCUGGGGCAAAAUCUAUAAAUACUUUCCACUAAAAACUAGCUACCUCAUCGCCAUCUUCAUAUUUGAGCUUGGAUCUUUGAUUUGUGCUGUUGCGCCGAGCAGCACUGCCCUCAUCGUCGGGCGUGCGUUUGCGGGCGUGGGCGCUGCAGGCAUUGGCUCUGGUUCGUAUACCAUCAUCGGAUUCUCUGCGUCGCCAAAAAACCGGCCGAUGUUCACUGGGAUCGUUGGAACGAGCUACGGCGUUGCGGCAGCUGUUGGGCCCCUGAUCGGAGGCGCAUUCUCAGAUAAGGUAUCAUGGCGAUGGUGCUUCUACAUCAACCUACCCAUUGGUGCAAUAUCCGCGUUCAUCAUUUUAGUCUUCAUCAAGGCCCCCAGCACUGCAAAGCCACAGGUGGCAACCCUGCGCGAGAAGCUCCUCCAUAUGGACCCCGUAGGCGCCGCUCUCGUGAUCGCCUUCGUGGUAUGCUAUCUCCUCGCCGCACAGGACGGUGGUACCAAGUUUCCCUGGGACUCUGCACACGAGAUAGGCCUCUUGGUUGGCAGUGCGGUAAUCGUGGGCUCAUUUAUACUAUGGGAAUGGUUCCAGAAAGCCACAGCUAUGUUUUCGUUCCGCCUUGCGAAGCAGAGAGUUUACAUAGUCGAAUCAGUCCUUUCAUUCUUCUACUCUGGCGCGUACUACUUGGUUCUAUAUUACCUACCAAUAUACUUCCAGAGUAUUGACAACGCGAGUGCCCAGUCAAGUGGUGUUAGAAACCUGCCCCUCAUCGUCGCUGUUGUCAUCUCCAUGCUUUGCAGCGGUGCUUACAUCUCUGCCACUGGUAUUGCGGCGCCGAUUAUCGUUGCGGGGACUGACCUGUCGACGAUAUGUACAGCUCCGGCCAUAGAUCUCGCAGAAGUGACAGCCAUGCUGUUAUUUCUUCAGACGCUUGGUGGUGCAGGGAUGGUUUCUGCUGCCCAAGCUGGCUUUGUUAACGUCAUGAUCAACAAUCUUCCCAAGACAGCACAGGGAGUCAAUGCGGCCCUCGUGGUGAGCACCGGCGCGACGGAUUUGCGAAAAGUGUUUUCGGAGGACCAAAUUCCUGGGAUUUUGGUAGCCUACAUGCAGGGUCUCAAAGCCGCGUUUGCGAUUGGCAUUGCGUCGUCAGGGAUUGCUUUUAUUACCAUUGUAUUGUUCCAGCGAUGGAACAAGUUGAAUACAGCGGCUAUUGCCAGUGGAGGUGCAGCUUGAGAGGAUGAACAGUCAUGGUCCAACAGU